Messenger RNA from Medicago truncatula (barrel medic), 970 nucleotides. Its product is annotated as putative UPF0481 protein At3g02645. NCBI's taxonomy places the organism in Eukaryota, Viridiplantae, Streptophyta, Magnoliopsida, Fabales, Fabaceae. The transcript has 2 exons. The coding region runs from base 33 to 782 and encodes 249 amino acids. The record is from RefSeq and is a predicted model, not a curated record.
UUUCCUCGACUGUCAUCAUUGGGCCACACCAGAUGAGUCACAGUCAGGGAAGAAGAAGGACAUGGUUCCAAAAAGAAAAGGAGAAGGAGUCACAGUCAGAGACACCCUUUCAUCUUCUUGAUCUUCAGCGUAAUACCAUCCUCAUUACAUCUACAACCAAGAUUAGAAACAAUGAAGCUAACAAAGAGAAUUUGAGUAAGAAGAGUCGAGAUGAAAAGGUCAAGAUGAUGACAUACCGGAACAUACAAGAUCUAAGAGAUGUAGGAAUAAAUUUUAAGUCAAGCAAGACGAGAAGGCCAAGAGACAUAGAUUUCUCUGAAGGAUUGUUCACUGCAGAACUGACUCUUCCUGAGAUUGUUGUGGACGACUCAUCAGCCACUACAUUCCUCAACCUGAUAGCAUAUGAGAUGUGUCCAGAUUUUCAUAACGACUACGGGAUUUGUUCUUUUGCAGCGUUCAUGGACUCGCUUAUCGACAAUCCUGAAGAUGUGAAGUUACUGAGAUCAAAAGAGAUUUUGCUCAAUUCCCUUGGGAGUGAUGAGGAAGUUGCUGAACUUUUCAAUAUCAUAAGUACUGACUUGGUACCUAAUGCAGACACAUAUUUAGAGGUUAGAGCCAAAAUACAUGAUCAUUACCGUAAUAGAUGCAAUACAUGGAUAGCGCAGGGUUUUCGCACUUACUUCAGCAGUCCUUGGGCCAUUAUUGCAUUCAUUGCUGCUCUCAUCGCGCUUGUUCUUACUUUCAUUCAGACAUGGUUUACGGUUAACCCGCCAAGCAAAUAAAGGUGGUUCGUUGUGAUAAUGUUGUUUUCGUUAUGACACUCAUCACUUGUCUGUGGAUUUUUAAUACGUUGAGUUUUUUUAAUGAAUAAAUUUUCUGUGAAAUUUUCGUGUACGUCUUAACUUGAGUAUUUCAAAAAUAAAGAGUGCUUUUAUAUUUCUGCUAGGUGUUUGAAUUGAAACAUGAAUAA